This is a messenger RNA of Liolophura sinensis, 3327 nucleotides long. RefSeq names its product vacuole membrane protein 1-like. NCBI's taxonomy places the organism in Eukaryota, Metazoa, Mollusca, Polyplacophora, Chitonida, Chitonidae. The record is from RefSeq and is a predicted model, not a curated record. The transcript has 12 exons. The coding region runs from base 271 to 1167 and encodes 298 amino acids.
UAGACACAAAAUCACCUAAGAUGGCCGAAUUGAAGGUCGAGAAACAUAAACACAGUGCUCAGGAGAAGAAGGAACGAGGAGAGGCCUCGUGCUCUGGAGACAUCCGCUGACCACGAUUCAGUAUUUUUCUCUGGAGAGUGUGUGCCUUUACAAGCUCUCACAAUAAGAUUAUGGAAAAGGAAGAGAACUGUGCUGUUGGUAGUUACAGCUUUUCUGCUGUUUUGGGCUGCAUACUACAUAAAAGGACCUCAUCAGCCGCUGGUGGCCAGCAUGGAGAAGAACCUGGCCUGGUGGGGCUACUGGGUGGGGCUGGGCAUUCUCUCCUCAGUGGGGCUGGGUACAGGACUUCACACCUUCCUGCUCUACCUGGGACCUCAUAUUGCCUCAGUGACAUUAGCAGCAUAUGAAUGUAUGUCUGUCAACUUCCCUGAACCCCCCUACCCUAAAGAGAUUCUGUGCCCUCCGGGAGAGAGCUCAGCGAUAUCAUUGUGGACGAUCAUGAGUAAAGUCCGCAUGGAGGCCAUCAUGUGGGGAGCAGGAACGGCAAUAGGCGAACUGCCCCCGUACUUCAUGGCGCGGGCAGCACGGCUGUCAGGGCAGGAGAUCGAGGAUGAGGAACUAGAAGAACUGGAGGAUCUGAUUAUUGAGAGGAAGCAGCACCCAGAGGAACUAAGUCUGCCGGAGAAGUUGAAACUAGGAGUCCAUAAUCUAGUACAGAGGGUUGGAUUCUUUGGAAUAUUGGCUUGUGCCUCAAUUCCCAAUCCGCUGUUUGACCUGGCAGGCAUAACAUGUGGUCACUUCCUCGUGCCGUUCUGGACAUUCUUUGGGGCGACGCUCAUUGGGAAGGCUAUAAUUAAGAUGCAUAUACAGAAAUUAUUUGUAAUUUUCAUAUUUAGUGAAAAACAUGUGGAAAAUGUAGUCAACCUAAUAGGUCAUAUACCCAAAUUUGGCAAGUCAUUACAGACGCCAUUCAAGGAGUGGCUAAAACUUCAGAAAUCUAAACUACAUGAUGCAGGGAAAACAGUGGAGGCGGGGGGUAACUUCCUCUCCUGGAUAUUCGAGAAGGUGGUCAUACUUAUGGUUGUCUAUUUCGUCUUGUCAAUCAUCAACUCUAUGGCGCAGAGCUAUCAUCGGCGACUAUCUAAGGCACGCCAAGAGAAACCUUGAAAAUCUCCAGCCAAGCAACCUCAAACAAGAAACCUCUCCCAACAUUCCCAAUCCAACAACCAACCAGCAUUUUUCUAUUUAUCGCUUGAUAAUUAUUUCUGACCUGCAAUGAUUUUGUCAUUGUAUAUUCUUCUCUUCUUUAUUUUCAAAGUUUAACUUUCCUAACUCUUUGGCAGUGUGUGAAGAUAUUUAUGAAUUAUCAGUCAUUUAGUUUAUUUCACGAUUGUUUUCUUACAUUCCCAUAAAACCUGUUAGAUUAUAGUAUGAAGCAUGGGUAUAUAAAGCUAUAGUACAUGGUCGUAUUUGAUGUAUGACUUGUCAGAGGAUCGCCCGUGGCUAAGUUACCUUCUUUGCCUGAUUCUCCUAAGUUUGUUGCCCAUAGAAAGGUGUUUUGAGGUUGGGUGUCGACGGUAAGGUAAUAUUGUACUGGGGAAGAAAGUUUUAGCACCAAAAGUAAUAUUUUAUGAACUUCAUUUGCCUUUAAAUUUAACUUUUUGGAUUGAAUGUUUAGUUCUGAUACAGCACCUAGUGGAAUCUAAGCUGGGUGGAUUGUGUCCUUUUUCAAAUUAGAACAACGUGUUACAGCACACAACACAUAAAUGACAUACCUUAAAUGACUGUAAAUUUCGUCCAUGACUAACUGGCCCAUUUGUCCUGAUUCUGAGAGUUCUGUUGAGUUCAGAAUGGUGACUUGAGGUUUGCUUGGAACAUGGGAUAAUAUUCUACUGGAAAAUUGUAAGUUACAGCCCCAAACACAAUAUUUUGUGACAUUUAUUUGCCUCUGAAAAUGCACUUUGGUGGACAAAAUUUUAGGUCAUUUAGGGUAGAUGUACGUGUAGAUGUACAUGUAUGCGUAAAUGUACGUGUACAUGUACGUGUGGAUGCUGUGUGAACUAGUCAUACGUAUAAUCUUUAAAACAAAGUUAGGUGUACCUUCGUGCUUGCAACAUUUAGGUGUACCUUCAUGCUUUCAACAAUAAGGUGUACAUUCAUGCUUGCAACAUCCAGGUGUACCUCCAUGCUUGCAACAUUUACAUGUCAGCUUGGAUCAUGUAUCAUGUGACGCUUGCAACAUGUACAUGUAGGUUUACGUCUGCCCCCAUAAAUGCAACAUUUAUGUAUACCUCCAUACCUGCAACAUUUACCUGUAGGUUUGCGUGUACCUUCAUGCUAGCAGCUACAUUCAAAUCAUAUCUUUGCUAGUAACAAUCCAGUGUUACACAUGGAUUCUACUAUGAUUCCGCAAGCAUGGCAUUUGCUUUUUAUUGUUUUUUUUUUGUUUUUUUUAAUUUUAUUGAAAUACUUAUGUUUAUCCUAGACAAAAGAAAAUAGAAAGGAAAGAAGCUCCAAGUUUCCUAUCCAGUGGAGUGGUUAGCAGCAUGCUGGCUUAGAUUUCACUUCACAGGACAGUGUAAUGGGGAUACCAGUUCUGUCCCAUUUGUUCAGCUAAUUUCUGAAACUUUGUAGAAAGGCAUUGUCUGGGUGAUCAUAUUAUAAUAUACAUGAGAAUGAAAUUCUUUUUGCUGUAAUUAUGUGUAAAGAUAUUCAGAAAAAAGUACUUUGUUGCUAUGGAGAUUAACGGCUAAUUGACUACCUGUAUGUAAGGUAUGGAGAAAAUGGAUAUUUACGUAAAAUUUGCUUUUUUGCAACAUUUUUGAUGUUUGUUACAAAAAUCGUUUGUUGUAUUGAAAUUCAAGUUGUGUCAGUUCUGAACUGUAGUCAACUUUCCACGUGGGCAUCUCCAGGGUUGGGCGAACGUCGAUUGAUUUGGCCAGUUUGCAUAUAAGACUCUCGUGUGUUGGGUUUUUCCUUAGUUGCCAAUUAUGGGGUGCCACAGGACGAUACCUUAUCCAGUGUACAACCACAUUGGCCAAAUGGUAAAAUCUGCCUUGGGGUUGUUGGCAGGGAAAUUUCUCUAAGCAUGACAGCUUAUGUAAGCCUUUUGCCCACGUGUUACAAACUGGUAACCACAGAAAAUGGUUAAAGGGAAACUGACUUGUGUGUCGAGUAUAAGGCUUUAUGUGUACCAAAUUCUCUCUGUUGCAUUUGUACAAGUUGUAUUUGCGCAAGUUGCAUUUGUACAAUUGGAUGAUAUUGAUUUAUAACUUACGGUUUCUCAGUCGAAAUAAAUAUGCAAAUAUCAACCUAUAUAUAUAUAAU